CUUCAUUUGGCCUGCCGGGAAUGCCAGCGGAAGAAAGUGAAGUGCGACCGCAUACAUCCGUGCGGUCCCUGCAGUCGAGCUGGAUUUACCUGUAAACCCAGCACACGCAAGCCCCGAGCAAGGGCCGACAAGGGGGUUGAUGCUGAGCUUCGAGAGCGCAUUCUCAAGCUUGAGAGACUCGUGGGAACCUUCCAAGGCGAUAAUAGUGUUGAUGAGAAGCCAAUCGAGUCACGAACGAAUUCAGUCGGGCAAUCCUCAUCUUCCGCUCAGACAAACGCCGGCUCGCCGGGCUCUCCCAGUAUUGUCGAAAGUGCCUCGCCAAACACAACGAAAUAUCCCGAACCCAUACUGGCGAUGGAAAUGUUCAAUGCAUAUCUACGACAUGUCGAGCCGAUGUACAAGAUCUUCCAUGUUCCAAGCCUGAAGGCCUUUGUCGUUGACGGCCAGCCUUACCUUGGCAAAGAACCGGAUGCGCCUUGCAACCAAGCACUCAAAGCGGCCAUCCAGUACGCUGGAGCUAACUCUUUGACUGCGGAAGAAUGUCAAACUCGCUAUGGCAAGUCCAGAGAACAGCUGGUUUCGAGUUUCCGGCAGAUGGUCGACGUCGCUCUGUACAAAGCUGAUGCACUGACGACCACCGAUCUUGCAACGCUACAAGCGCUUGUGACCUACGUUACUUCUGUGCGCAUACUAGACUGCAGUCGCCGGACAUGGACAUUGAUUGCGCUGCUCGACCGCAUUGCUCGAGCUAUGAAUAUUCACAAGGAGACUUCCGGGGAGAGCAUCUACACCGCAGAGCUAAAACGUCGAUUGUGGCAUGCAAUUGUAUUCGUCGACUGCUACGGAUCCGUUGAUCGCGGUUCAGAGCCAACGAUUCAUCCGGACACAUUCACAAGACUUCUUCCGAGCAAUGUGAAUGAUGAGGAUUUCGGUCCGGCCUCUACGUCCCUCGCACCUCGUGAAGGUCUCACCGAAAUGACGCUAUACCUUGUAGCUGCGCGCGGGUCAUCGAUGCAUCUCCGGACCCAUGUUCUGGACGUAUCUACUCUCGGAGAGCAGACCUGGCAGAAGCGCCUCGAGCUAGCAUACGCAUAUCAGAAAGAUGUGUACGAGAAUCACAUUCGACAUCUGGAUCUGAGCAUACCCCUCCACAGGGAGUUCAAAGGAAUCGCAGAAGCAGCGUGCCACCAGACCAUUCUUCGUGCUGUGCGACCGAUGCAGCUUGAUGCCACAAGUGCUCCGCCACGAGUGGACAGUCCUUGGGUCAUGGCGCUGGCGGUCAACAUCCUUCGGCAAGCUGAUGAGCUGUGGCAACAGAUGGGCGGCGCAUGGCGACGUAUGCCGUGGGCGCCAUGGCAUGCCAUCGCAGUCGCACUGGCAAGUCUCUGCUCCAUGCGCGGUACACCAGAAGCCAACGAGGCCUGGGAUCUGGUCGACAAGGGCAUGUCUCGCUAUGCAGUAGACGUGGCCGAUGGCCCGAGUGGCAUGCUCUGGAAGCCGAUCACGAAGCUGUACAAGAAAGCCGCAACAUUUCGG
Molecule: messenger RNA, 1536 nt
Organism: Zymoseptoria tritici IPO323
Lineage: Eukaryota; Fungi; Ascomycota; Dothideomycetes; Mycosphaerellales; Mycosphaerellaceae
Exons: 2
Biological process (GO): regulation of DNA-templated transcription; DNA-templated transcription
Molecular function (GO): DNA-binding transcription factor activity, RNA polymerase II-specific; zinc ion binding; DNA binding
Source: RefSeq, a predicted model, not a curated record